Fusarium tjaetaba is the source of this 1518-nucleotide messenger RNA. RefSeq names its product Zn(II)2Cys6 transcription factor. The transcript is spliced from 4 exons. Lineage: Eukaryota; Fungi; Ascomycota; Sordariomycetes; Hypocreales; Nectriaceae. Gene Ontology annotation, cellular component: nucleus. Gene Ontology annotation, biological process: positive regulation of transcription by RNA polymerase II. Gene Ontology annotation, molecular function: transcription cis-regulatory region binding; DNA-binding transcription factor activity. The coding region runs from base 1 to 1518 and encodes 505 amino acids. The record is from RefSeq and is a predicted model, not a curated record.
AUGGAUAAGACGCUGAGACGCCGAGCCCACGGGCAAAGAUCGCGCACUGGAUGGUAUUGCCCUGCUUCUGAUAGAAACGAAGUUGCUCGCUUGCUUACCUUUUAUCUGCUACUUUUAGUCUACCGUGCCGCAUCCAGAAGAUCAAGUGCGACGAAACUCAACCCUGCUGUCAACAGUGUUACAAGCGUAAUCGCCUCUGAUCCUGAUCUUGUGGCGGCCCCGACGCGGUCGAAGCCAUCAGAACCUGGCCCUGUUGAUACGAGUUGCCACGAUGCCGUCGACGAGAGUAUCAACGCCCAUGAGAGAGAUUGGCAUUUGUUUAUUGGUGAGCAUAGCAGAUCUCAAGAUAUAGACGUGAGCGACGAAACAACCAGUGUCCCCAGCCCCAUCUCAAAUACUGUCUAUGACUCGGGUCGCAUCCUGGUUCAGCUGGCGAACUUACCCACGGUCCAUCUCAAUGAAGCCCAAAAUCACCUGACGACUGUAGCCGCCACGCCCGGCACGUCGGGCGAAAUGAGCUCACCUUUACCAAAUAGCAUUGCAGUGCAGCCAGAAGUGCCUCGACGAGAGUCAAUCAUCCCCGAGGCAUUCGAUUUCGUCGUUUCGCCGUCUCCUUUUGGAACAGAUGAGAGUCUACCGCAUUUGCCCGCAAUGGUCGCGGCGCAUGCUCUCACGCCAUCUAAGGACUGUCAGAGUACAGGAAGCUUGGCUUCGACGGAAUCGAUAGACCGGAAAUCGGAGAUCGUGGAAACCGACCCUGAGCUGUCCUUUUUCUUGCGGCAAUUUGCAGACACAAUGGGAAACUGGAUGGAUCUGUUCGACAUGGAUCGACAUUACCAUCGAGUUAUACCAAUGCUCGCAUGGAGUAGUCCACUGCUUCUUUAUUCUGCCUGUGCCGUGGCAGCCAAGCAGCUCACCUUAGUUAAACCCUCUCCACAGGAGCCUCGGUUCUAUUUUCAACCCUGGCAGACCAGCUUCCAAAAGGACUUUGCAUGGUAUAGCACCAAGUACUACGACCGUGCCAUUUCGCUACUACUAGGGUAUGUUUCCGACCUCAGUUCAGGAGAUUCUGGGCAAGAAAACGCAAUACAACAGAGCAAGCGUGGUCGCACCCCCAAGCCAUGCGGAAAUGAGAUCAUCAUAGCAGCCACCAUAUUAUCAGUUUACGAGUUCCUCACCGCUAGUGACCAGACAUGGUCUGAACACCUUGAUGGUAUCCGAUCCUUUAUUGGUCUGUCGGAGGAACUGGGCUUUAAUUUUCAGCCCACAUCAGCAGGCCCAGUUCUUGAUCCUCUACUACCAAGUCUGCUACGUGCUGCUUGUUGGAAUUUUGCCAGGCAAGAUUUCCUCGCAGCUUCUAACAUGGCUAGUGAUCAAUGGUCACAAAACUCGUCUCGAUACGGAAAAUCCAGUGAUCUGGCGACAAAUGGGUCUAAGCGUGACUGGAAAUGGGAAACCAAUAGCCCACAUGGAUUCGCAUUCCUCAGAGGAUGCCCAUUCGGAGUCUCUACGGCCUGA